Molecule: messenger RNA, 717 nt
Organism: Sodiomyces alkalinus F11
Lineage: Eukaryota; Fungi; Ascomycota; Sordariomycetes; Glomerellales; Plectosphaerellaceae
Exons: 3
Coding region: 1-717 (238 amino acids)
Source: RefSeq, a predicted model, not a curated record
AUGGGCGGCUUCUAUAUGCAGUACCUUGAAAGUGGGGCGGAUUGCAAAACACCCAUGGAGUUUGAUGGUGAGAAAGGGGCUAUCCGAACCCCUGUAUUGUGGCGGCUGGAGGAGAAAUAUCGUGAUGCACUCAUUUCGGCCCUCUCCCUCUCCCUCGCCCUCUUCUCUCCUCGCCGCGUACCGCGGCUGUACCUGCAGCUAGGCGCAUUUCCCCGCCCGCCCUAUAUCGGAAGUCUCUCGAUGUGCCUGCGGGACCCGGUGGGACGGUCGAGCACGGGGACGUUGGGCUGGGAUGCAGGGUUUCUAGGUGUCGAUGUUCGAGACUUUGGGACGUCUUGCCGCACGGUGAUGCCACACUCCGCUGGCAGCUAUGCUGGUCUCUGCCGACGACGCGGGUGGCAGGAUCCCACGUACGAGUGCUACCGUGACUCGAGCGGGUUCACCUGCCUGGUUCUGGUCAAUGGCCGCGAAUAUCAAACGGAUCUUGCCUACGAAUCGGAUGCCCUGGCCCAGGAGAACGCCGCCAUGAGGGCGUUCAUGGUGUGCCGGAACUUUUCGGUCAAUGGGGGCAUGCUCGCUCGCAAUGGCAUUGUCCAGGGCCUCCCGGCAGAGAAUACUCGCCGCACCACGAAAACCCUCCACGCAUCUUCUGGCCAUCGGGACGCCCACCGACCUGGAAACCACUCGAGCAGCAGCUCUACCGCGUCUUUCGAGUGA